Molecule: messenger RNA, 1864 nt
Organism: Cryptomeria japonica (Japanese cedar)
Lineage: Eukaryota; Viridiplantae; Streptophyta; Pinopsida; Cupressales; Cupressaceae
Product: ALA-interacting subunit 1
Exons: 8
Coding region: 323-1396 (357 amino acids)
Cellular component (GO): Golgi apparatus; plasma membrane; endoplasmic reticulum
Source: RefSeq, a predicted model, not a curated record
CGGCGAGUCCAGUGGCAUUACCGGCUGCACCAGUUUCCGCGUGGAGAAUAACGACCUGAUCGCUGGAUUGCCAAUUCCAGUCAAACAAGGCGGAUGCGAAACACUCUUUUAAUUUUAUUUCGUUUCAACUGAAAUUCAUCACAUUUAGUUUGCUCGAUAUUCGGAGAAUUCACAAAUCUGUUUUUAUAUCAGCGACUGUGUUGAAAGUACCGAAAAUAAAAGUUGUGAACCCAUCUAAAACAAUUUGCAAAAUAGAGAAAACCUAUCUCAAACAAUUUCGCGAAGGUCUGUACAAAUCUGGGGAAGAAUUGGUAUAGAUUCGAUGAAUUCGAAUGGGGCGACCACAUCUGCUGCAUCUGCAGGAGGCGAUGGAGCCGCUGCGCCUAGGCGACAUUCCAAGAGGCCUAAAUAUUCUAGGUUCACUCAACAAGAGCUUCCUGCAUGUAAGCCUCUUUUGACCCCAGGAUGGGUUAUCUCAGCAUUCAUGAUAGUUGGUGUUAUCUUCAUUCCUAUUGGGGUUAUUUCUCUUGUAGCGUCAAAUAGAGUUGUUGAAAUUGUGGAUCGUUAUGAGAUUGAUUGCGUGCCUGCUGAUUAUAGAGAUAGCAAGGAUCGUAGGGUUUCCUUUAUAAAAAAUGAUAGUCUUAGUAAGAGUUGCACCAGAACAUUAAUGGUACCAAAGCAUAUGAAGGCUCCAAUCUAUGUAUAUUACCAGCUGGAUAACUUCUAUCAGAAUCAUCGCCGGUAUGUUAAGAGUAGAAAUGAUCAGCAGCUGAGGAAGGGUGAUAGUUCAAAUGAGACAGACUCUUGCAAACCUGAAGCAACGACUUCAAAUGGUCUUCCAAUUGUUCCAUGUGGUCUUAUAGCUUGGAGUCUGUUCAAUGAUACAUAUAACUUCUCGAUAAGUGGUACACCACUCAAUGUGAACAAGAAGCAUAUUUCUUGGAAAAGUGACCGUAAUCAUAAAUUUGGAAAGGAUGUUUUCCCUAAGAAUUUUCAGCAAGGAAAUUUGAUUGGAGGUGGUAGUUUGGAUCCAAAUAAAUCUUUAAGUGAGCAAGAGGAUCUUAUUGUGUGGAUGCGAACUGCAGCACUUCCAACCUUUAGAAAACUGUAUGGAAAGAUUGAGGUUGACCUCAAUGCAAAUGACACUAUUAAAGUCAACCUGGCUAAUAAUUACAAUACCUACAGUUUCAGUGGUAAGAAGAAGCUGGUGCUUUCUACCACAAGUUUCCUUGGGGGGAAGAACAACUUUCUUGGGAUAGCUUACCUAACUGUUGGAGGUUUGUGCUUCUUUUUGGCGAUAGUCUUCUUCCUGGUGCAUAUUAUAAAGCCAAGGCCACUGGGCGAUCCUGCAUAUCUAUCAUGGAACAGGAACCCUCCGGAGGGACGGUCAGGCUAACCAGAUUCUUUCCAGUCAUUGCUGUAUAAGUUUUCUCAACUUGGUCAGGGUUCAGCAUCACUGUAGAUAGUCGAGCUUGUUGAAGCUGUUAUAUUUACAAACAAGGCUUGACUUGUUUAUUAAUUUGAAAUUUAAUAUUCAAUACAUACAUAACGAAAGAAUUCAUUAUACAAGGGAAGACAUUCCUCGCGGCUGCCUUCGUUGAAAUUGUAUUUGGGAAGUAUACAUUAACGUGCUUCUAGCAUUUGAACAAUGUGCAGGUGAGGAGGGCAAGCUUCCUAAGACUCAUGUAUUGUACGUCUUCUGUAGUUCUACUUCUUUGGUAUUUUGGCUUUUAGUUAAUCAAGUUUUGGCUUCAAGGGAGACAUUUUUUCCCCUGUAGAAUACAUGUCUUAUUCCUGGCCUCAUUUGUUGUAGAAAUUUAUUUUGUUUUGAAAUCACAAUAUUUAAUUUCUUGGGUUUUGAGUA